AUGGAAGCCAAGGGAGCAAGACUGUAUAGCUCUAUUAUAGUUCCAUCUGUUCAAGAGAUGGUAAAAGACAAGAUGAUCACGACGGUUCCUCUCAGGUAUGUUCGGUCUGAUUUAGACAAAGCUGAGAUCGCUGAUGACUCUGUUCUAAGAAACGAAAUCCCUAUUAUCGACAUGAAUCGUUUGUGUUCUUCAACCUCCAUGGAUUCUGAGAUUGAUAAGCUCGACUUUGCUUGCAAAGAAUGGGGAUUUUUCCAGGCAAGCCUCAAAACUCAAAAGUCAAACUACUAUUUCAAAACUCAUUCUUUACAAAACAACCCCUCUUCUUUCUUUGUUAGACUAUUAAACCCCAUAAAGAUUUCAAGUUUUAAUAUUGUGGCAUGUCUUUAUGAAUAUCAUCUAUCAGCUUGUAAACCAUGGAAUGGACUCGGGAUUCUUGGACAAAUUCAAGUCGGAGAUUCAAGAUUUGUUCAACCUUCCCAUGGAAGAGAAGAAGAAGCUUUGGCAACAGCCAGGAGAUCUGAAGGGUUUGGACAAGCCUUUGUGGUUUCAGAAGAGCAGAAACUCGAUUGGGCAGACUUGUUCCUCCUUACCAUGCAACCUAUUGGAUUACGCAAGCCUCACGUGUUCCCCAAGAUACCUCUCCCCAUUAGAGAUACACUAGAGACGUAUUCAGAUGAAGUGAAAAGCAUAGCUAAGAUCUUAUUCGCGAAAAUGGCCAGCGCUCUAAAGAUCAAACCCGAGGAAAUGGAGAGCGUGUUUGAUGAUGAGUUAAGGCAGAGAUUGAGGGUUAAUUACUACCCGCCUUGUCCACAGCCCGACCAAGUAAUCGGUCUGACUCCGCAUUCCGAUGCUACGGGACUCACCAUUCUUUUGCAGAUCGUAACGAAUGGAACAUACCGAAGUAUAGAGCAUCGCGGGGUUGUGAACUCAGAGAAAGAGAGGCUUUCUGUGGCAUUAUUUCACAUUGCGGGAUGGGUAAAGAAUUGGUCCGCUGAGAAGUCUCGUGGAAAGGCAAAAGGCUGCGUUUUUCAGAAACGUGACCACCGAUGA
Molecule: messenger RNA, 1050 nt
Organism: Microthlaspi erraticum
Lineage: Eukaryota; Viridiplantae; Streptophyta; Magnoliopsida; Brassicales; Brassicaceae
Source: the annotation of a GenBank genome assembly